CUGCUCUCCGGUUGGGAUGUGACAGAGGUGCGGCAGACAACCGACCCAGAGCUCAUCCAGGACGAACCGGGAGAAGCAGGACCGUUCCGGGUUGAAUCACCUGUGGCUGCUCUUCUCAAGCUCUUCCUCCUCCACCUGGGUUCAGAAUGGAGGACUCGGAGACAGAGCUGGCAGUGUCGGAGUCGGACGCCUUGGGUGCGGACUUCAUCACGGUGGAGCUGGACACGCAGCCCAUCGAGUAUGUGGUAAAGUGGGCCGAAGUCGGCUCCAAGUUCACCAUCUCCUGCGUGAAGAAGGACUCGGACGACCCGUCGGAUCUGACGGCCGACCAGCUGAAGAUCGAGACGGACGAGGCCUUCUUCGCUCCGUACGAGGAGGUGUACCCCUGUGAGGUGACGGAGCAGAGCGUGGAGAUAAAGACAGACUCUGACGAGGAGGACGAGGACACCGAGGAGGAGCAGGAGGUGCUGGUGGAGGCGGGGAGCAGCCAGCUAGAUGGCGAGGCUGACUCGGACCAGGCCGACUUCGAGCCUGACGACCGGCAGUACCGCUGCAGCUACUGCGGGAAAAGUUACAGCCACGCCUCCAGCCUGUACCGCCACCAGCAGACGCACAUCGGAAAGAGCGCCGGGACACCCCUGCCAACCAAACGGGCGCUGGAGCCAACGCAUCAGGAUGCACGCUACACCUGCCCCCACUGCGGGAUGAGCUUCAAAGGAAGCAGGAUGCUGGGGAGUCACCUGCGACUGCAUGGGAAGCGGCGGAUCCACCCCUGCAACAUCUGCGGGAAGGAGUUCAACCACAGCUCCAGCCUGUCACGCCACCGCCUCAUCCACAAGAAGGGCAAAGGAAUUCCCAAGGACGCCGCUCUGAGCCCCAACGUGGCCGCCCUGCGCCACUCGCUGAAGGCUGGCGGCAAGAACAAGAAGACCAAGAGGCAGCAGCAGAGGCAGCAGCAUGUGGCGGCCGCCAUCAUUCAGAGCCAGGGAGGUGAUAAGUUCUACGCCUGCCCGCAGUGCGACAUGAGCUUCAGGACGUCCACGCAGCUGUCCAAACACCAGGUGACCCACGUCAAAGAGCUGCUGGACAGCUACACGCCCGGUAAGGAGAACCUGGGUGAGACCUCGUCCGACCUCAAGAUCCGACUCAAGCUCUGCUCCCGUGACAAACCUAACUUCUACACCCUUUGUAAAAAGAACCGCCGCCGCCGGGGAGGCCGGGCCGGCAAACGGGGUUCGACUGCCUCUGAGGAGGAGGAGGGAGGUGGUGGGGGGGGAGCAGCAGCCGGUCGCCACAGCUGCAGCCAGUGUGGGAAGCAGUUCAGCCACGCCUCUAGCUUGGCGCGGCACCAGCAGACCCACAGGGUGGGGGAUGGCGUUGGGCGAGGGAAACUGCAGCAGCACCAGAAGCAGCUUCACGCUAACACCGGACUCCCUGCCGCCAAGACCAAGACCUACACCUGCGCCGCCUGCAACAAGACCUUCAUGCACUCGUCCAGCUUCUCCCGCCACAAGAAGGCACACAUGGAGGAGGAGCAGCGGGCCCGCGCCGCCGCCGCCAAGCGCCGGAAGAGAGUCGUCUUAGAUGAAACUGCCCCUCUGGAGUCUGACUCCGAGUGACGUCACCUGGCUCUGGAUUGGGUUUGGACUGCAUCUGAACCUGUUCUGAGUUGGUUCUGAAUCAGCAUUGACUGGUUCUGGACUGGUUUGGAACCAGUUCUGGAAAAGUUCUAAUUUGGAAAAGUUCUGGACCAGUUGGGGACAGGUUCUGGGCUACUUGUGGCUGUUUGGUUGUCCACGUUUGAGAACUGGAACUGGUUGAGUCCUCUCUGGUGUAGAUAGCAGCAGGAUAUCCAUAUAUGGUCACAUGGCGGCGUGAUCUUCACGUAUGGUCGCAUCCAUAUAUGGCCGUAACUGACCUUCAGCUAAUUUGCUCUUCAGGAUGGGAUUAGAUUUAAAGUGUUACCCCUCACCCGCCCCCCUGCCCCCUGCCCCGCCCCCUGCCCCGCCCCCAACCCCCCCACACACACCUGUCCACCACCUGUUAGAACGCUGUUCUCCUGCAUUCUGACCCUCGGUUUCAGGCCACGCCCACCCGCUGCCAGGUUUUCCAUCAGCCCCGGGACCUCUGUCUGCAUGCAGAGCAUCAUGGGAAACUGAGUCUGUACAGAAAAGAUUGACAGCAGCAGUGAAAGCUGCAGAUGGAGCUGAUGCUGGACACUGUGCUGUGAUUGGUCAGAGCUCAGAGCUCAGUGUGGAUCCUGCAGAACCCACUCCAGCCUCAGAGUUCUGACUGCUUCUCCGCUGAAUCCUGAUUUGUUCCGGUUUUUGGUUUUCUUGUUUAUUCACUUGGUCCUCGAUCUUUGGCGAAGUUUAGAGUCAGAAUCAAAAUUCUCUUGAAUUUAACUUUCAGAAAAGUUUCCUGUUGAUCAGCUGUUCUCGCUCUCUCUCUCUCUCUCUGGGAUUUGUUCUCUCAGAUUCUUCUCUGCUUUCCUGAAUAACAACAACAAUCAGCUGAUUCUGAUCCGAUCGAUCCGAUCUGAUCUGGUCCCGUCACAGUUCAGAGCAGUGAUUCCUUCACUCGUCUCCAUGUUUUGUUUCCUUCUCUUCAUUUUUCUCCGGAACGUCCCUGCCCAGUUCGUCCCUCAGUGAUUUCGAUUGGCUGAAGUUCUUAUUGGCACCGCGUUCUGAUUGGUUAACUGUUAUAGCUUUGCUAGUUGAUGGUUUUAAAAGGUUAAAAUGUGAAAUCUGAGCAGGCGAGCCGAUCGUUUGGGGCCGGCGUUCCUCCACAUUAACGUAUGCAUGAAGAUUAUAUUCUGCAGCUAGUCGGCCAUAUUUGUAGUUUUUCAUCUGGGUGUGAUGAUGACCGAUCUGCAGCGUCUAACGUUUGGGUUUCUCAUUUUAGCAGCAGAGUGACGGCGUCGGUGGAGGACGAAGGGGAAACUGCACUACUUAUUUAUGAAUUUGGAACAAUGUUGUAAUAUAUAAAUAUAAAUGGUAUUUAAAUGUGAUUCACAAGUUUAAAAAAAAUAAAAAAAAAUAAAAAAAUAAGAGAGCGUCUAGGUGACCGCGCCUGGCCUAGCUGCCCUCAUUACCGUAGCAACUUCACCGCCACCUUCAUCAUUUAGCAUCGUCGUCAUCAUCAGCAGCAGCACACAGGAAAAGACUCCAGCACUAACAGAUGUCCAGUCUUUCAAAGUUAAAGCCUCCUAAUCAGUUUAUUAAGAAAGACAAAGAAUCUGAUGCGUCUCAGUAGGUGGAAACACAAACCAGCUGUUUCCACAAAGUACAUGAGACUUAAUCUGAGACAUUUGGACAGAAACGUUCAAACAAAGGUUCAGACACUGUCUUGAUCUAAUGAUGUCAGAGAUUUCCAGUACAAACACUGGUUUCCAGUGAAUUAAAUCUGGUUUCAAAAAGUACAGAUGGGACGAUUUACAUUGAAUUUGGACUCAAACCAGCGUCUGUCUGAGAGGACAUUCAUUGCUGAAACAGUUUACCAAAGUCUCUGAGCAGCUGUGUCCUAAAUUCUGGGGCAUUAAGAGCAAACUGUGAGUCAGACGGACGUCCAUCUGAGAGGACAAUUGGACAGAAAGGCUUAAAAAUCUGUUAAUGUCAAAGAUGAGUUUACUAGUCUCGAGGUAACGUCUGGACGUCUCUGUCUGAGGUAACAUUUGGACGUCUCUGUCCAAGGUAACGUCUCUAACGUUUGCAUUUGGACGAAGAUAUUGUGUCGUUGAAAAGACAGUGGUACAUGUUUUUGCUGAUGUGCAACCGGUGUGGACUCACAUGGACGUCUGUCUGACAGGCUAAAGACUUGGAGGAAUCUCAUGUCCCACCACAGAAUAUGUGUCUGUCCAGGUCGGUGCCGGUGCCUGGUAAUGUUGGAGGCUGUUCACAGAUUGGACCAAACAUAAAGGAGCAUCAAGUCCGAUGUCCACAGCUUUUCCUCCCUGAUGGACCAGCUUUCACCAAAAUAAAAGCAUCACCUGUGGACAUCGGUGGGUUAGGCUAACCCUAACCCUAAAGAUCACCCCUCCCCACCCCCCAUCACCCCCCCCCUCCCCUCACAUCACCCUCCCCAUCACCCCCCAACCCCUGAAGCCUGCUGUCCAGUUCCUGUGUCUCGGGCCUUAAAGCUGCCGUUCUCCUGUCCACAGCAGAGUUUCACAUUUAGCUCCAUGUUGUGUUGGCUUGUUUUUGAUUGGUUGGUUUCUCAGCUUCACCUGCAGGUAGGAGGUCGUUCGUCAUUGUAUCGUGUUUGAAUAGAAUAAACCCAGUUGACAUGUUUUGUCUUGCGUUUUGUAAUAAACCUUCA
Messenger RNA from Toxotes jaculatrix (banded archerfish), 4317 nucleotides. RefSeq names its product zinc finger protein 135. The record is from RefSeq and is a predicted model, not a curated record. NCBI's taxonomy places the organism in Eukaryota, Metazoa, Chordata, Actinopteri, Toxotidae. The coding region runs from base 147 to 1619 and encodes 490 amino acids. Gene Ontology annotation, biological process: regulation of transcription by RNA polymerase II. The transcript has 3 exons. Gene Ontology annotation, molecular function: DNA-binding transcription factor activity, RNA polymerase II-specific; RNA polymerase II transcription regulatory region sequence-specific DNA binding. Gene Ontology annotation, cellular component: nucleus.